UUAAGCCCGCUUUGCCUACCCCGUCCAACGUUUCCCUCCCCUCCGUCCCACUUUACCUAGCACAGCCCAGGAGGAGCUAGCGGUAGCCGAGCUAGCUAAGCUACGGUGCGCGCACGCGCUCGACCUCGCCAUGCUGGAGAAUCAGAGCCAGGCGGAGGUUCUGUGGCCGAGGCUGGUGGCCAACAAGCUCUUCAGGAAGCCCUCCGGGAGCCACGCCUUCGUCGCCGACUUCCCCGCGGCCGCCGGCGCCGCGGAGGAGGAGUUCGACGCGUGCGGCAGCCCCGACGCCGACGCGCAGCGCUGCGUGAAGCGCCCGCGGCCGCAGCAGCGGAACAAGACGCUCAAGUACAGGCUGUUCGCCAGCACGUGGAACGUCGGCGGCGUGGCGCCACCGGACGACCUCGACCUGUCCGACUGGCUCGACACCAGGAACGGCACCUACGACAUCUACGUCCUCGGAUUUCAGGAGGUGGUGCCGCUGAGAGCGCGGAACGUGCUGGGCGCGGACAAGAACCGCAUCGGCAUGCGGUGGAACGAGCUCGUGCGGGCCGCGCUGAACCGGUCGUCGCCGUCGCCGUCGCCGGGCGCCACCGGGGGAGGGGAGAAGCAGAAGGUGCACCCGGUGAGGGACGGCGCCGGCGGCCUGCAGUCGCGUGACUUCCGGUGCGUGGUGAGCAAGCAGAUGGUGGGCAUCCUGCUCACCGUCUGGGUCCGCGGCGACCUCCGCCGCUUCGUCCGCCGCCCCAGCGUCUCCUGCGUCGGCUGCGGCGUCAUGGGCUGCCUCGGCAACAAGGGUGCCGUGUCCGUGAGGUUUUGGCUGCGUGACACGAGCUUCUGCUUCGUGUGCUGCCACCUCGCGUCCGGCGGCAGGGAGGGCGACGAGGCGCACCGCAACGCCGACGCGGCGGAGAUCCUCCGGCGGACGAGCUUCCCGCGGCGCCACUGCUCCUCCUCCUCCCCGUCGCUCGCCUCGCCCCACAAGAUUCUAGAUCACGAGUAAGUACAUCGAUCGUCCUGCACUAAUUACCUUCGUGCGCUCCGUGCAUGCCGCAAGUCGAUCAAAUCCGUUUGGUUUGCUGCCU
Triticum urartu is the source of this 1082-nucleotide messenger RNA. The record is from RefSeq and is a predicted model, not a curated record. Lineage: Eukaryota; Viridiplantae; Streptophyta; Magnoliopsida; Poales; Poaceae.